Messenger RNA from Mercenaria mercenaria, 1170 nucleotides. RefSeq names its product glycoprotein 3-alpha-L-fucosyltransferase A-like. The coding region runs from base 25 to 1026 and encodes 333 amino acids. Gene Ontology annotation, molecular function: alpha-(1->3)-fucosyltransferase activity. The record is from RefSeq and is a predicted model, not a curated record. Gene Ontology annotation, cellular component: membrane. The transcript has a single exon. NCBI's taxonomy places the organism in Eukaryota, Metazoa, Mollusca, Bivalvia, Venerida, Veneridae.
GAGGGCAUUCAGAUUUCAAGUAAAAUGUAUAACAGAAACAGGACGUUUGAAAUACUUUGGUAUAAUCCGCCUCCUUUUAUUAGAGUUCAUCGCAAGUACGCUAUGGACUGUGGAUUUAAAAGAUGUAAAUACAACAACUGCAAAAUGAGUUUUGGUAGAACAGAUGCAAACAAAAGCCAGGCAAUUAUAUUUGAUGGCCGAAAAAUGCCACGACAGCUUAGAUUUACACGUCCAGACGGCCAAGUUUGGAUUUUUGCGGCUCACGAGUCCCCGCUUACAUACGGCGCUGGUGGCAAUUGGUGGUAUAAAAAUACAGAAUAUAAAUUCAAUUGGACAAUGACCUAUGACAGGGAUAACACAGACAUAUUUCUACCAUAUGGAGAAAUACUAAAACGCAAACAUGAGGAAAGGAGAGAUUUCAAGUCAAUAGCCCAAAAUAAAAACAAGACACUUUUGAUGAUAGCAUCACACUGCAGAACACACUCGAAAAGACAAGAGUAUGUUAACGAAUUGAAGAAAUAUAUUGAUGUAGACAUCUUGGGAAGUUGUGGUAAAAAGUGGAACUGUGGAACUCAUUUCACACAUGAUGAAAACUGCUUUCAAAUUUUGAAUACAACUUACAAAUUUUAUUUAGCAUUUGAGAAUGCCUUAUGUCAUCAAUAUAUCACUGAAAAAUUUUACGAAAAUUUCAACUACGAUCUGAUAAUGUUGACACGUGGCGGUAGUAAGGGAGAAUCGAAAAUAUUGUUUCCCAAAGGAACAUAUAUAGCAACAGACGAUUUCAAGUCAAUCAAGGAUCUUGGAACCUACUUGAAAAAUCUUACCGUCAAUGAAUAUGCUGCACUGCUUAAACGAAAGAGUCAGUUUUAUUCACCAGGGUAUUUACAAGUCUAUCAAAGAGCUAUGUGUAAUAUAUGUGAAAGAAUGAAUUUCAAGAGCAUAUAUUCAAAAACUAUUGAAAACAUUACAAAUUGGGCAUUUGGAUCUCAGCCUUGUCUGAAAUCUCAAGAUGUUGCAGACAUUUGAUGAAGUCGUGCGAUUAAUAUCAUGUACUUAGCCGGUCAUUCAAAUACAGUGUAUGGAAUUCAAUAAAAAUAGCAAACCUGUUGCAAUAUUAAACAAAGGAACUAGUCCGAAAGUAUCAUAGAUUUUGUAUAUAAAGUUACAUCU